CCUAGAGAGUAGAGGGUCAUUUAGAACAGAGAGAACAUAAACCUUUGCCAAACGACUCGCUCGCUUUUCAUUUGUUAUACAACUUCUUCUUCCUCUUCUUCUUCGUCUCUACCAGCUCUCGUAUCGUCUUCAUCUACGUUUUUUGUUUUGUACUGUUCCGUCAAUGGAAGCUAAUCAUCCAAAGGAUGAAGCGUAUCUUUCCGCAGUCAUCCCCAAACGUACCAAGCAGAUCCAAGCCAAUCAACUCGAGUCUCUACCACACGAUCCAAUCAAGAUGACAUCGCCAGAUGGGAAUGUGAAAGAAGGAAAGAAACGUGAGACAACUCCAAUAGAUGAUCAAGUAAUCGCCAUUAACGAUGCGGUUCACAAGCUUCAGCUCGCUAUGCUCGACGGUAUCACUGAGCAGAACCAGCUCUUCGCGGCGGGGAAGUUAAUUUCUCGAUUAGACUACGAAGAUGUCGUCACUGAACGAACCAUCGCUAAGCUAUGUGGUUAUCCUCUUUGCCAGAGAUUUCUCCCUUCCGAUGUUUCUAGAAGAGGAAAGUAUCGGAUUUCGUUGAAGGAGCAUAAGGUUUACGAUUUACAGGAGACGGGAAAGUUUUGCUCCGCGGGUUGUUUGAUUGAUAGCAAAACGUUUUCGGGGACUUUGCAAGAUGCUCGUACCUCGGAGUUUGAUUCGCUGAAGUUGAAUGAGAUUUUGGCGUUGUUUGGUGAUCCGGAAGUGAAAGGUUCUUUGGAUGUGAAUAAGGAUUUAGAUUUGUCUAAGCUUGUAAUUCGGGAGAAUUUUGAAGCGAGAGGUGGAGAAUUGUCUUUAGAGCAGUGGAUGGGUCCUUCUAAUGCUGUUGAAGGUUAUGUUCCUUUGGAUCUAAGUGAUUGCAAUUCAAGAAAUUGCAAAGACAUAAGUGAUUCCAAGGCUACUCAAAAGAAUCAAGAGAAGCAUGAGAACCCGCCUUUUAGCGAGAUGGAUUCCACUAGCACAGUAAUUAUGCCUGAUGAAUAUAGUGUUUCAAAGCUUCUACCGCAAACCAAACAUGCUUCUCCUGUUGGGGAAUCUGAUGAUGGCAAAGGGAAAACAGUUAUGGGGGAGCAAACUGUAGUUCCUCCCACACAAAAGAAAUCAAGGUUUCUUCGUGUAAAAGAAAAGGAAAAGAAGUCGUUUGGGGUUGAUGGGAUCGAUUUUGCGAGCUUUGGGUUUGAUAGGAUGGGUUGUGUGAGCUCUGGUACUGGAAGUGAUGGACACAGCGUUGAAUAUAGUGUGUCUAAGCAACCACCAUGCUCAACAAAAGACCCUAUGGGUGGUCAAUUAAAAAAGGAUCAUAAGACUUUGGAUGGAAAAAGUUCUCUAACAGGAUCCUCUUCUGCAUCUAAGAAGAAAAGUUUGAAGCUUCCAACACAAGCCAAACAAGCUACUCAUGGAGGGGAAUCAGAGGAUGGCAAAAUGAAAACAGUUAUGAAAAAUUUUGGACAAACUGCAGUUCCCCCCAGGAAAAAAUUGGGUUUUUGUAAUGAUCCUGAAAUAGAGAAGGACAUUAAGAAUUUCGGGUUUGAUGAGAUGGGUCUUGCGAGUUCGGCUAUUAUGAGUGAUGGAUACGGCGUAGAAUAUAGUGUGUCUAAGCAGCCACAAUGUUCGAUGGAAGAUUCUCUUAGUUGCAAUCUAAAAGGCGGUCUUCAGACUUUGGACGGAAAAAGUACUCUAUCAGGAUCCUCUUCUGGUCCUAAUACGAAGGGCUCGAGGACAAAACCAGAAAAAUCAGGAAAGAAAAAGAUUUCUGUUGAAUACCAUGCUAAUUCUUAUGAAGAUGGUGAAGAAAACCUUGCAGCUGAUUUGUCCGAAAUACACAAAGUUCAGGAUGUGUGUUCAUCAAGUGAAACCGUUACAACGUCAUGCCUUAAAACUUCUGGUUGUAAGAAGCUUAGCCGUUCGGUUACUUGGGCCGACCAGAAUGAUGGCUGUGGUGAUCUUUGUGAGGUUAGAAACAAAGAUAUCGCCGCAGGUCCUAGCCUGUCUUCUACUGAUACAAAGGAUGUC
Camelina sativa (false flax) is the source of this 2029-nucleotide messenger RNA. Lineage: Eukaryota; Viridiplantae; Streptophyta; Magnoliopsida; Brassicales; Brassicaceae. The record is from RefSeq and is a predicted model, not a curated record.